This is a messenger RNA of Protopolystoma xenopodis, 447 nucleotides long. The record is from the annotation of a GenBank genome assembly. Lineage: Eukaryota; Metazoa; Platyhelminthes; Monogenea; Polystomatidea; Polystomatidae.
AUGGGAAAUACUUCUUCUUCUUUCUGGUUAUGUCAUUCAUCAGCUUUAAAGGCCGGGCUUCAACGGGACUCGUCCAGGCCGGAUACUUUACUUAAUCAAACAAAAGACUCUCGUUCUAUCACUAAUUGCGUUUCUGUCGCACAUAAUGGAGCAGUAAAUGGGGCAAAGAGAGGAGAGAUUUUGCUUGUUUAUCAACUUCCUCCGCCUCCUACCUUACAGUCUCUGGCUCGUCAAAUAAUAAGACAGCUCUAUUCAGAGUGGCAACUCGAAACACUUGGGCUACCAACUGGUAUUGUUGCCUACCUUCGUUUUAAGCCUACUUUCUCCUGCACUGGCUCCUGCCGCCUUUCACGAUCAAGUAGCACUUCAAGUGCCAAUACUUUGUUAACUAUUCGCAGCAGCAGUCUAGAUUGGACACCCUCUGUUGCUGAACAAGGAGCUGUUUAG